AUACGUAUAAAAAGAAAUUCACUGGUACACUGAAAGUGUGCCCUAGGCUCUUCCUUCUUUGUCCUGACGGCUUCGUCUUCGGCUCUUCACUUCAUCAGUUAAGAAUCCCCAUCCACCCGGCAGCCAUCAACAUACCGACGCCCACGGCACUUAACUAGCCGCGCCACGCCACGCCACCACACCGUCGUCGAAGGUCCCACCUUCUCCGGCGAUUGCAGCAAGUGAGUGAAAUAUAACAAGAAUGGCAACCAAGGCUAUGUAUCUUUCUGUGACUAAUCAGUCUUUACUCUCAAGUCCUGCAACUACAAAAUCACUACAAGUUAGAUCAUUCACUGUGAGAUGCUCCACUGGUGCUGCCUCCACGGGUGUUCCAGUUUCUGCUCCUUGGAAGGUCUCAGAUGCUAGACUUGUGCUUGAAGAUGGAUCCAUCUGGAAGGCCAAAUCAUUUGGUGCUUCUGGGACUCAAGUUGGUGAAGUUGUAUUUAAUACUUCAUUAACAGGGUAUCAAGAAAUUCUUACAGACCCAAGCUAUGCAGGCCAAUUUGUCUUGAUGACAAACCCACACAUUGGCAAUACUGGAGUGAAUAUUGAUGAUGAAGAAUCAAUCAAGUGCUUCCUGGGUGGUUUAGUAAUUAGAAGUUUGAGUAUCAGCACUUCAAACUGGAGAUGCACGGAAUCACUUUCUGACUAUUUGUCAAAAAGGAACAUCAUGGGAAUAUAUGAUGUUGACACUCGUGCAAUAACCCGGAGGUUACGGGAAGAUGGAAGUCUGAUCGGUGUCUUGAGCACAGAAAAAUCAAAGACGGAUGAAGAACUUCUGGAGAUGUCACGCACAUGGGAUAUCGUUGGUGUGGAUUUAAUUUCUACUGUCUCUUGUAAGAAGCCUUAUGAAUGGGUUGGGAAGACCGAUAUGGAAUGGGAUUUUAACUCCAACAAAAGACAUGGCGACGCUUUUCAUGUUGUGGCAUAUGAUUUUGGGAUCAAGCACAAUAUAUUGAGGCGAUUGGCAUCCUAUGGUUGUAAAAUCACGGUUGUUCCUUCAACAUGGCCAGCAUCCGAGACUCUUAAAAUGAAACCAGAUGGGGUACUUUUCAGCAAUGGACCAGGUGACCCUUCUGCUGUACCAUAUGCUGUUGAGACAGUGAAGGCUAUUAUCGGAAAUGUUCCUGUUUUUGGAAUUUGCAUGGGACAUCAGUUGCUUGGUCAGGCCUUGGGUGGGAAGACAUAUAAAAUGAAAUUUGGUCAUCAUGGAGGAAAUCAUCCUGUUCGUAACCUCAGAAACGGAAGUGUUGAGAUUAGUGCCCAGAAUCACAAUUAUGCGGUUGAUCCUGAAUCACUUCCAAAUGGAGUGGAAGUGACUCAUGUGAAUCUGAAUGAUGGAAGCUGUGCAGGUCUUGCCUUCCCUCAACAAAAGCUCAUGUCUCUUCAAUACCAUCCGGAAGCUUCUCCUGGACCCCAUGAUUCAGACCUUGUAUUUGAUGACUUUAUGGAGCUAAUGAAAAGGGAAAAGGCAAGUACAUGAGUUGUAGUUGAUGCAAAUCUUGACAAAAAGUAGUAGAAGACUUUUAUUUAAUGCAAAACCAUCAAGGAUUAAGAUUCCGAUGUUCUUUUUUUAUAAGAUUUCAUCAACUAUUUGGUUUUGUAUGCAAAGUUGUGUUUGGUACAUUGAAUGAGACUGGAUUGGACCGGACAA
Lactuca sativa (garden lettuce) is the source of this 1693-nucleotide messenger RNA. RefSeq names its product carbamoyl phosphate synthetase A (gene CARA). Gene Ontology annotation, biological process: L-arginine biosynthetic process; 'de novo' pyrimidine nucleobase biosynthetic process; L-glutamine metabolic process. Lineage: Eukaryota; Viridiplantae; Streptophyta; Magnoliopsida; Asterales; Asteraceae. Gene Ontology annotation, molecular function: carbamoyl-phosphate synthase (glutamine-hydrolyzing) activity. Gene Ontology annotation, cellular component: cytoplasm; carbamoyl-phosphate synthase complex. The record is from RefSeq and is a predicted model, not a curated record.